CUGUAAUACAAAGGAAGCGUAAAAAGUUGGCUUCUUUUGCUUUAAGAUUGCCCUUCUUUUUCUGUUUGUAUCAGCAGUAAGGAUUGUGCUUAGAGUUAUCAAACGACUCUCAAAUGAGUGUCUUAAGUUAAAAGAGUUAAAAGAAGCUGCAAAAGAACACAACUAUGGCGUCUCGAUUGCAGCAGAUCGAAAAGGAUGAAUCUGUGCUCUUGCGUGUCACCCAUGCCAAUCUCAAGUCCUUCACAUCUGAUGUUCGUUUUUCCCUUCAGAUGAGCGUGGAGUCUGUCAAGGAAAAAUUGUGGAGAAAAUGUGGUACUUCUGUGAACUCUAUGUGCCUCGAACUCUACGAUGAUUCCGGUUCUAAAAUUUCCGAUUUGACGGAUAAUUGCAUUCCCUUGGGCUUCUAUUCUCCCUUAGAUGGGUACCGGCUGCAUAUUAUUGAUCUUGACCCCUCAUCAGUUACUUCUGGUGGUUGGCUUGAAGAUACCUCACUAGUGGAGAAGUUCCAGAUCUCUGAAGAAGCCUAUGAUAAACGUGAUGACACAUUUAGAAAAUUUAAAGAAAAAUUGGCAUCCCAGAAUCCUUCAGCAUUUGAGAGUAAAAUAUCUGAUAACUACAUGGAAGAGCUCUGUGCAAAUAUUAAGGUUGGUGAUAGAUGUCAAGUUGAACCCGGGGAGAAACGGGGUGUUGUGAAAUUUGUUGGCCGGGCUGAAUCGCUUGCUCCUGGUUUUUGGGUUGGAGUUCAAUAUGAUGAACCAUUGGGAAAAAAUGAUGGCACGGUAAAAGGGAUCCACUAUUUUGACUGCUCUCCUUUUCAUGGUGCGAUGGUUAGGCCUGACAAAGUGAAGGUUGGCAACUAUCCUGAACGGGACCCUUUUGACGAUGAAGAUGAUGAGAUAUGAACAGUUCAUACUCAGAUUGGUAUUUGUAGCAUUUAUGGAUCUAGCCAACCUACUUUCUGAAGCCUUGAUGAAUUAUUGAUUUCUUUUGGAAGUAAUAAAGACAGAGCUUCAGAUGGCUUUUGCUCAUGGUGGUUUGAUAUGGUUUCACGAGCUUUACUUAAAGGAAGCUAUUUUCUUGCUGGGAAUUUCUUGAAAGAAAACAUAAACAAUGAUGACGUUCAGAUCUUCGGUGAUUGUUGUAUUGAAAACUGUUUUUGGUAGGGUGUUAUGAAUUGCAUUGUUAAUUGAAAAAAAAGAAAUAGAUAUCGCAUUGGAGUGAAGAUUUUGCAUUGUAUUUCUAUUAGUAAAGUCUUUUUAGUUGUUUUGACUUUUGUAUUGCAAUGCAAGUCUCGUACGAACUCUUAAUACACAUAAAGGUUUCCCUUCAUGUGUAUGUUUCUCUUUCCUUUAAUGCCCACAUAUUUCAAUCAUUUACGA
Cucumis sativus (cucumber) is the source of this 1379-nucleotide messenger RNA. Its product is annotated as tubulin-folding cofactor B. Bases 165 to 902 code for a protein of 245 amino acids. The transcript has 8 exons. NCBI's taxonomy places the organism in Eukaryota, Viridiplantae, Streptophyta, Magnoliopsida, Cucurbitales, Cucurbitaceae. Gene Ontology annotation, molecular function: microtubule plus-end binding; alpha-tubulin binding. The record is from RefSeq and is a predicted model, not a curated record. Gene Ontology annotation, cellular component: microtubule plus-end; nucleus; cytoplasm. Gene Ontology annotation, biological process: cytoplasmic microtubule organization; tubulin complex assembly; post-chaperonin tubulin folding pathway.